GACCACAACGACUGUCACUUCUCAUGUGUCGUUCAAUACAUUAUAUUUCCUUCGCAUACCAUCACUGCAUCUAAAGAGAGCUUAUCAGACGACGAAGAGUCGGAAUUAACUGAAGACGACGGAGAACUACAACUCAUAACCGAGUGUUGGGUUGAGCCACAGAAUGGAGUUUCGUUUGAUUGCAGUAAUCGUAACAAAUUUCUCGAGGGAUUAGACUAUAAGGAGAUCUCACAGUCGUUCUAUGCCAUUGAUUUGGAAGCCAUUUCAUGCCUCUUAACGUUUGAACAAACGCUCAUUUUGUGCCAAAACGAUGCCAUCGAGACACCAAUCGAUGACAUCCCCGUCUCUAACACGGAAUCGCCUCAACAUAAUCUGAAACACUCAACAAGCAAACUAUUGGGCACUUCAACCCCCGAUAUCCCACUCAUUAUGCCACCCAUUCCUAAGUCAGAGCGCAUUAAAACAAAUAAG
Oppiella nova is the source of this 471-nucleotide messenger RNA. NCBI's taxonomy places the organism in Eukaryota, Metazoa, Arthropoda, Arachnida, Sarcoptiformes, Oppiidae. The record is from the annotation of a GenBank genome assembly.